This is a messenger RNA of Brassica rapa (field mustard), 3390 nucleotides long. RefSeq names its product probable LRR receptor-like serine/threonine-protein kinase At1g29720. The record is from RefSeq and is a predicted model, not a curated record. Gene Ontology annotation, biological process: protein phosphorylation. Gene Ontology annotation, molecular function: protein kinase activity; protein binding; ATP binding. NCBI's taxonomy places the organism in Eukaryota, Viridiplantae, Streptophyta, Magnoliopsida, Brassicales, Brassicaceae.
AAUAAUUCAAAUAUUAAUUAACUUUGGUCUUAUAUGUGUCGCGACUUUCUACUAGCGACGACCAAGAAGACCUAUAAGUAGAUAUAUCCUUUCAUUGUUACACUUAUUUAGUUAAAAAAGUCCACAAAUUUUGAAUUCAAUAAUGGGGGUUGUCUUCUCGGCUUUCGUUCUGUUCUUCACCAUCAUCACAAGUUUCUUCUCCACUCUAACAACAUCCGCUUCACCAGCUCUCCAUCCAGAUGAAUUGAAAGCGCUUGGGGAGAUAGCUACUACACUUGGAAUCAAGAGACUCAACCUAAGUGAUGGAGAUCCUUGCCUUUUGAAAACUCUUAAACUCGAUGUUGUUUCGAGUCCGAAUUCGGAUAUGGAAAACAUCAUUCUUUGUGAUUGUAGUUUCAACAACAACAUGACAUGUCAUAUUAUAGAACUAAAACUCAAGUCCAUAAGUCUUUCAGGGAAACUCCCGCCUGAGUUGGCCAAACUUAAGUAUCUCCAGAAUAUAGUCUUUUGCCGAAACUACCUUUCUGGCUCAAUCCCAAUGGAGUGGGCUUCAUUGCCGAACCUCACUUCCAUCUCGCUCUGCGCGAAUCGUUUGUCUGGGCCAUUGCCACCGGGUUUACAAAACUUCAAGAGUCUGACAUUCCUAGGGGUUGAAGCCAACCAGUUCUCUGGUCCGAUUCCUGAUGAGCUUGGUAACUUGACCAACUUAAAAAGAUUGGACCUUGUGUCCAAUCAAUUUACAGGAAGCCUUCCUAGCUCUCUUGCUAGACUGGUAAACCUUGAGACAUUUAGGAUAAGUGACAAUAACUUCACUGGCAUCAUCCCAGAAUAUAUUAGCAACUGGUCUCAGCUUCAAAGACUAGAUCUACAAGCAAGUGGACUGAAAGGACCUUUUCCUGACGCAGUGGCCCGCCUAGAAAAUCUAACUUAUCUGUUUAUUAGUGAUAUGACCGGGAUAAACUCUUUUCCUAAUAUAUCUAGCCAAGUCAUCAAAGACCUGGUUUUGAGGAAUGUGAGUAUGUCUGGUAAAAUUCCUUCUUACAUUUGGAGUAAACCAAACUUGAGAUCUCUUGAUUUAUCGUUUAACAAGUUGACCGGUGAAGUUCUUGGAAUAAACCCAGUACCAAAAUUUACUUACUUGACUGGCAAUAUGCUUUCCGGGGAAAUUAAAUCUGGUGUUUACCUCAACAGCAGAUCAAAUAUUGACCUCUCUUAUAACAAUUUCUCAUUGCCGUCUAGCUGCCAAGAAAGGAGUAACAUUAAUACAUACCGGAGCUCAUCCUUAAAGAACACUUUAACUGGUCUUCUUCCAUGCGCUGGUCCAAUCACUUGCAAGCACUAUAGGCGAUCACUACAUAUAAACUGUGGUGGGGAAACUGUGACUGUUACAAACUCUAUUGGUAAAAUCACUUAUCAAGCUGAUAACAUUGAUCAGGUCAAAGCCGCUACAAAUCAGCACUUCAAAAACUGGGGAAUUAGUAACACUGGUGACUUUAUGGAUGAUAAUAUUGAUGAUGAUACGUACAUCGUUUCAACUAGUUUGACACUACCUGGAGAUUCUCCUGAUCUUUAUAAGACUGCACGUCGAUCUGCUCUCUCUCUAGUUUAUUAUGCGUUUUGCUUGGAAAAUGGAGAAUAUAAUUUGAAACUCCAUUUUAUGGAGAUUCAGUUUUCAGAUCAAGAACUAUAUAGUCGUCUAGGUAGACGCAUAUUUGAUGUCUAUGUUCAGGGGAAAUUGUUCUUGAGGGAUUUUAACAUCAGACAGGAGGCUAAUGGCACUCUGAAGUCUAUUGUGAAAGAACUGAAAGCUGUUAAUGUGACUGAUCAUAAGUUAGAGAUUUGGUUGUAUUGGGCGGGUAAAGGGACAACGCUCAUACCCAAAAGAGGAAACUAUGGUCCUCUUAUCUCUGCAAUCUCCUUGUGCCACAGCCUGGAGCAACAUUGUGGAGUGGAGAAAACCAAACGUCACAUCAAUUAUCCACUAAUUUUUGGGGUAACAGGUCCCUUGGUAGCAAUUAUUUUCUUGGCUUUGGGAUUCUAUGCUCACAGAAAAUGCAGACAGGACAAGAAAAAGAGAGAAAGAGAGGAAGGCUGCCUUUCUCACCAAACACUCUCUUCAACUCUAAAUCAGAGAAAGUUAGAUGCUUCAAGCCUUGGUCUUAUGAAUAACCCAAGGAUUUGUAUAUUGUCAGGUGGCAAAACAAAAGCAAUGGCUAUGGUGGUGUCAGGUGGAAAGAUGCCACUUCACGCCAAUGCUCUUCCUCUAAGUAUCAUCAACACCAAAACAAGAGUCCGAAGUGUAUCCACAGUUCCCUUGUUCUCACCUGCUUCUCACAGCCCUUCCAGCUCCCUCUCCAUCCGCUUCAAGCUCUCGCCGCGAGUGUCCCGGUCUCUCUCUGUGGUAUCUUCUGUUCUGUCAGAGGACAGAGCUACCGGAGUUAGUGGCUCAGGGGGGACAGAUGCAUUCAAGCUGACAUACUUGGAGGGAAAUAGCUGGCUAUGGGAAACGAGUGGACUGAGAAUCUUGGUUGAUCCUAUUCUCGUGGGUAAUUUGGACUUUGGCAUCCCAUGGCUCUAUGAUGCUGCCAAGAGAUUUUUGAACGGCUUCAAGCUUGAUGAUCUCCCUGAAGUUGAUUGCCUGCUCAUAACUCAAAGCCUUGAUGACCAUUGCCAUCUAAACACCCUCAGGCCACUUUCCAAGAAAUCUCCAGACUUAAAAGUGAUUGCAACUCCAAAUGCUAAGCCUUUGCUGGAUCCUCUUUUCAGAAAUAUCACUUAUCUGGAACCUGGAGAGAGCUACGAGCUAAAUGCAAGAAACGGCUCUAAGGUUCGAGUCAAAGCCACUGCAGGACCUGUCCUCGGUCCACCAUGGCAACGCCCUGAAAACGGAUAUCUUCUUGCUUCCCCUGAAGAUCAGAUAUCUCUCUACUACGAACCGCACUGUGUAUGCAACAUGGAACUUCUGAAGAAUGAAAGAGCCGAUAUUGUAAUCACACCGGUCAUCAAACAACUUCUCCCACAGUUUACUCUAGUUUCUGGCCAAGAAGACGCUGUCCAGCUCGCCAAAAUCUUAAAAGCCAAGUUUAUUGUGCCGAUGCAAAACGGAGAUCUUGAUGCAAAGGGGAUUUUAGCAAGUAUUAUUAAGAAAGAAGGAACGAUAGAGUCAUUUAAGGACUUAUUGUCUAGAGAGCUUCCCAAAGCUCAAGUGUUGGAGCCCAUAGCAGGCGUGCCGCUAGAGAUCUUGCCUCCAACGUCAGACGUUUAGAAUGUAACGGUUACAUGAACAUGAGGAUACACAUGUAAAUAUAUUAGGCAUUUUGUUGUUUUAUUUUUAUGUAAUGAACGAUGAUUAUUAUUACUAUGUGGUGAUUAUUUAUGAUCUUCGUGUUA